Orbilia oligospora ATCC 24927 is the source of this 969-nucleotide messenger RNA. RefSeq lists its product as uncharacterized. NCBI's taxonomy places the organism in Eukaryota, Fungi, Ascomycota, Orbiliomycetes, Orbiliales, Orbiliaceae. Bases 1 to 969 code for a protein of 322 amino acids. The record is from RefSeq and is a predicted model, not a curated record. The transcript is spliced from 2 exons.
AUGCACACUCUAAGGAACUCUCUUGGAAAUAUAGUUCUAGUACUAGUCCUAGUGUUGGGCAUGCAGAUUAUACGAGCUAUUCCAGUUGAGCCGGAAUUAAAGCCUACUGCAGAGAUCCCUACGAGUCAAUCUCAGGAAGCUGAGUCUCAAAAAAAUACGGAAAUAACAACUCCCUUUCCACCAGCCAAUGAUAAAAAUGAACUGAAACGUGCUCCACCCCCUGGAGGAUUCUAUACUUUCAGAUCAGGCGUUUCAUGCGCGACAGCAAACAGAGUUCGCGAGCUUUGGGAUGCCAUGGCCCGUGCUCCCGUUCGUCAUGCGAGAAACUGGCGUCAACUUGAUCUUGAAAUUGGAACGGAUGCGGUCAACCAAAUCAUAUAUGACACCCAAAGGUGGGCUUAUGAGUGUCUCUGCUCUAAGCACGCGCUAGUCGGAGGUGAUGCUCCGGGGUGGAAGCUACGAGCGAUACACACGUCUGAAAAUUGUCAAACUGACGAAGUUGCUAGGAUGCUUGAGAAAGUGUACGGUUGUGGAUGCUUUGACGUGUUCACUCGGGAGGGGGAUGAGGUUGAUGGUAUCUCAACUGGUGGUGAUGCUGGUGGUUUACCAGGCUCCCUACUUUUGGAUGGGAUAUCGGACGAGAUUCACAAAAAUAUGCGCACUACUCCACUUGAUAGUAGCGCGGCCUGGCAUUUUGGUAAGAAACCGCCUAAAUCCCACGCGGGGUUUAGUGAUUUCGACUUAGGCGACUAUGCAGCCGACAGACAGUUAGUGCCCGGGACUAAAGAACCCUAUUGGCUCUCGGGUCCAGAAGGGCUUCCGAGGGGUUCGGGUAGGAGUUUGAAUGCGUUGAAGAGUCGAUUGGGUGGCAUGGGUGAAUUAUACAAAAGGGCAGGCGAUACAGAGCCUCGAUCUGUUUCAACAGCUGACGCUGAGCUGGGCAAAGUCUCUGGGAGGAAAGAUCUCUAG